Paramecium sonneborni is the source of this 318-nucleotide messenger RNA. The record is from the annotation of a GenBank genome assembly. NCBI's taxonomy places the organism in Eukaryota, Ciliophora, Oligohymenophorea, Peniculida, Parameciidae.
AUGAAUAAAUCAAAUAAACAUUUUAAUGUAAAAGUGGAACUAACUUUAUAAAUUUAGAAUUAAUUAAAGUUAUUCCAAAAGUUUUUGAUGAUUGAUUCAAACCUUAAACCCUUAACUUACAAUUUGAAGUUCCAUAAUUUAUAGAAUAUUAACUUAAAAAAUAUAAUACUAGUUCUUAUUCCAUUAAUAUCUCUAUCUAAAAUCAUAUUUGUUUAGUAAAAAAUUUAAAUCUUUAAAGAAAGUAUUUUCAUCUCUACAUUUUAGAAUAUUUUAAAAUUAUUGGUUUUACAUAAAAUUAUCUUGAUGUUAGAUUUGUGA